Molecule: messenger RNA, 897 nt
Organism: Glycine soja
Lineage: Eukaryota; Viridiplantae; Streptophyta; Magnoliopsida; Fabales; Fabaceae
Exons: 7
Coding region: 175-657 (160 amino acids)
Source: RefSeq, a predicted model, not a curated record
UUUAAAAUCUGAAAAAGUUGAGGAAAUGAAAACUUAAUUAUAGCAAAACUCUUUUUUUCAUAAUAGAGACAUGCAAACUUGAUGGUGUACGACUUCAGUGGGGAACGAUUUCGAGAGCAAUACUCUACGAUUUUUAGGGACCGGAUAGUUUAACCUGCUGCACUUCUCUGUGAAAUGGAAGAUCCAUCAUUUUUCGAUCGGAUGAUCAGUCAUCUGAGAGCAACUUGCAAGUACUAUACUGGUUAUCCAAAGGACCUUGGACCAUCACGGGUUAUUCAUUUUACCUCUGAGCGUGAGUUUGUUAAACUCCUUCACGAAGGUUUCCCUGUUGUUGUUGCAUUUACCAUCAGGGGGAACUACACACGGCAUCUUGACAAAGUAUUAGAAGAAUCUGCUGCUGAGUUUUAUCCAAAUGUAAAAUUUAUGCGUGUUGAAUGUCCAAAAUAUCCUGGGUUUUGUAUAACUCGGCAGAAAAAGGAGUAUCCAUUCAUUGAGAUAUUUCACAGUCCAACACAAGCAGCUAACCAGGGAAGGGUAGCUGAUCCAAAUAUUACUAAAUACAACGUGAAGGUCUUGCCUUUCAACUACGAUGUUAGUGCUUACGGUUUUAGAGAAUUCUUCAAGCAACAUGGUAUACGGGCAUCAGAUCCAAAGUAGGUGGAAAGAUUCUAUCUCUAAUACACUAAGUUCCGUACCUCAUCAUGCUACCUGUUUGAACAAAAUGUAAUUCUGUACAUCUUCACAAAUCAACAACUUGAGGACAGUUAUAUUUACCAGUAAGGUUGAUGCCCAAACCUAUAACUAUGGUUUUGUAAUUUUGUUCUCGUCAUGGACAUUUUUUGUUCUUUUCCUUUUGUUUAAGCAUUUUCAAUUACUCUAUGUUAAAAAAUUAUCCAA